AUGGCAGGUCGAAAGUCGCAUGUGCUGAAUUCCCGAGAGAAAAGCGCUCCAAAAUUAAAGCCCAGGAAAAAGGCAAGUGGACUGAACGCCUUGGCUGUUGCGGAGCACCAAUUUCCAACAAAAGCAAAAUUUCCUUCUCACCGAUUUGGCGAAGUCGAAGAUUUUUCCAAACGAAAGCGAGAUAACGAAGGCGAUAGCCCGGAUACGAAACGUCGGAGAACAGAGGACGAUUCAGAACUCAGUGAGGACAACGGAAGCGACAGCGAUGGCCAUGAAUGGAAAGUAGGGCAGGUCGAUACCGACGAUGAUAGCGACAUUGAUAGUGAUGAUGCACUGGGGUCGAGUGAUGAAGACCGCUUUGAAGGAUUCACCUUUCGUGGGAGCUCUACAAAUACCAAAUCGAAACCGAAACCAAACCCUGGCUCUAACAGACGACGAGAAGUAAAUCUUUCUGAAGAGGCCGCUGAUGACGAUGUAUUUGGCUCCGAAGAAGGUGACGAUGAUCUUGGGGAAGGUGCAGUGGACUUAGCCACAGCUUGGGAUAUGAAUAUAGGAGAAGAGAGCGAUGAGGACGCUGCAAGCGGCCCUUCGAAGCAAAAGAACCCUGCCAAUGGCUUAUCUGAUACCCGCUCGGACAGCAGUAGCCAAGAAGAUGAUAGUGAGGAUGAGGAGAGCGAUAUUGAGGACGAAACGGACCUAUCCGUGUCGGACGACGACAACGCUGGGGAUCAGGCUGGGCUCGCCAAGCUCCGAGAUUUUGUCGGUUCUAUUCAAACUGCCACUGGCAAAGAGCGUUCGGGAAAGUCCAACCGAGGGCAAGAAAAGGCUACGCCCACUGAAUAUGGCCUGACAUCUGCUCGAAAGCUUACCGUUUCAGACCUCAUGUCUUCUGUAACGGAUUCACAAUUGAAAAGCUCACUCAAACAUCUUGAUUCGGCGGUGUCAUCGAAAACCGGUUCCAAUGGAAAGUUGACUGUGCCUCUACCUAAAAGACAACAGGAUAGAAUCGAGCGCACUGCAGCUUUUGAAAAAAGCAAACAGACUUUGAACAGGUGGAUCGAUACCGUGAAAGCAAAUCGAGAGGCCGAGCAUAUAUCCUUUCCUCUGCCGGAUCCCCACGAGCAACAAGUCUCCCGUCUUGGCCCAGUCAAACCACAAACAGAUCUUGAAAGUACCAUACAAUCGAUUCUUGUCGAGAGUGGCCUUUCAACAAACGAGAAAUCAGCUGAAAAGCAACUACUGGCCGCUGAAGAAUUACAGACAAGGAAGAUGUCACUUGAAGAGGUUCAAGCUCGCACUGCGGAGCUUCGGAAGCGUCGAGAUCUGCUGUUUAGAGAGGAGAUUCGUUCCAAACGAAUCAAGAAGAUUAAAAGUAAAUCAUACCGUCGAGUUCAUCGCAAGGAACGUCAGAAAGCAGAGGAAUUAGAAAGACAGGCGUUAAUCGAUGCGGGUGUCGAUCCUGACCAACUAGAUGGAGAGGAUUAUGAUCGACGGAGAGCAGAAGCACGAAUGAGCACUAAGCACAAAGAGAGCAAAUGGGCAAAAAGCCUGAAACAGACUGGACGUACUGCUUGGGAUGAAGAUGCCCGGGCUAGUAUGGCAGAUAUGGCAAGAAGAGAUGAAGAACUACACAGGCGAAUUGAAGGGCGAAGCGUUAGACCUGAUGAUGACUACCUGGGGUCAUCAAGUUCAGAAUCUGAGGACGAGGAAGAUAUUUGGGACGAAGAAGAGCGCUCUAAAUCAGAGUCCCGGAAACUGGACCGGGAUCUAGAGACGAUCGAUGAUGCUGACUCGGAAAGGUUGAGAGGACCGCAUUCGAAAUUACUUGAAAUGGGUUUCAUGAAAAGAGCCGAGGCAAACAGAAAGCAGCAAAAUGAUGAAGAAAUUAAACAACUUCGCCGGGAACUCAACGGGGAAGAUGAGUCUGACGACUCGGAACCCCAAGAAGGACGGCAAAGGUUUGGUAAAUCGAAGACUGAAGCAAGCAAACAAUCAAGGGCACCCCAGAACAAGAAUGAAUUUGAAGAGACCGUUGCGUCUGAAGAUGAAGAGUCUAUCAAUGGGGCUACAGAAACGCUUGAAAAUACUGCUUCUAGCAAAGGCAAUAGCAAGUCAAGCCGUGGAGGUAUCACCAAGACAACCAAAUCAGCAAAUGCUAAGGCUGCUACGAAAAAUGCUUCACUGGAAGAUGACGUGGUUGAGAAUCCUUGGCUAGUUCAAAGCACUCGGAAUAAUCGGAAACGCCAAACUGGAAACACAGAUCAAGUCGUCGAUAUUUCUAUUUCUAGUCAAGUUGCACCCUCUGCUGACAGCGCCAAAGCUGCUGCACGUGUGUCGAAGGUGCAAUCCAACAAGCCUCAUACAACUCGAGACAACGACUCAAGCGAUAGUGAUGAUGACAGCGUACCGGUGCUUCUUAAAAACCAUGACCUCGUGAAGAGAGCCUUCGCCGGAGAUGAUGUUGUCGAAGAGUUCGAGAAAGAAAAACAAGAAACCAUCGAGGAGGAAGGCGAUCAGGUUAUUGACAACACGUUACCGGGAUGGGGCAACUGGACUGGUGCAGGAAUAAGCAAGAAGCAGCAAAAGAGGCAAAAGCGUUUCCUGACCAAAGUUGAGGGAAUCAAACCCGAGCUGCGUAAAGAUGCGCAACUGGGACAUGUCAUUAUCAAUCAGAAGCGAGUAAAAAAGAAUGCGAAGUAUAUGGCUACGCAACUGCCGCAUCCUUUCGAGAACAAACAGCAAUACGAGAGAUCUCUUCGUCUCCCUAUUGGACCAGAAUGGUCUACAUCGGACACGUUCCACGAGGCGACCAAACCCCGGGUAUUGGUCAAGCAAGGCAUCAUCAAGCCCAUGCAGCGGCCGCUUUCUUGA
This is a messenger RNA of Talaromyces proteolyticus, 2871 nucleotides long. Its product is annotated as Utp14 protein-domain-containing protein. Gene Ontology annotation, biological process: rRNA processing. The coding region runs from base 1 to 2871 and encodes 956 amino acids. Gene Ontology annotation, cellular component: small-subunit processome; nucleolus. The record is from RefSeq and is a predicted model, not a curated record. The transcript has 2 exons. Lineage: Eukaryota; Fungi; Ascomycota; Eurotiomycetes; Eurotiales; Trichocomaceae.